Molecule: messenger RNA, 1878 nt
Organism: Serendipita indica DSM 11827
Lineage: Eukaryota; Fungi; Basidiomycota; Agaricomycetes; Sebacinales; Serendipitaceae
Source: the annotation of a GenBank genome assembly
AUGGACGUAACGGUCAUCUCACAGACCAAGGAGCAACUGCGACGGUCUCAACGAGCUCUUGUCGACUACAUCUCAAGUCGCUGGGAGAUUGAUACAAAUGACCCGAGCGUAAAUCAGGUAACGAAAGAGUACAACGAGAUCACCAAGGAUCUAUUCGCGCUAGAGGAUGGCGGAAACGACCCACUUUCCGUGUUUCCAGUGGAGAUUUGGUCUGAAAUUAUCCAAUGGAUUCUGCCCGCUGAUUUCGUGAACAAGAUGAAGACUAUCCAGCAACUAAUGGCGGUAUCUACUCUGUGGCGGUCUCUCAUCAUAAAUGAACCAAGCUUUUGGACGCAAAUCGAGGCGUGUUACUUCGUUGAUGAUUAUAAAAACAUUAUAUUAUCUCUUGCGAAGACUUGCCUCGAACGAUCUCAAGCUGCAGAACUGCAUAUAUCUGGAACCUUUGAGGAUCCUGCGUGGGAGGCAAACCUUGCGGCGAUUGUAACCCCCCAUUCACAUCGCAUCAAGCAUAUUUCGGCCUCAUACAUGUAUAAUGUAGACUCAACUCGAGCCUCCCGGCUCCCAUCACUUUUCCCCACAACUCCCGCUCUAAAGACCAUCCUAUUUCUCCUCGGUGAGAUGAGUAUGGAUUCUCUCUACAUGUCUAGUAUUAUAAAUUUCAUACAAAGGAACCCACAAUUGAUGGAUAUAGGGAUUGUCUGCCACGAAAUGCUCCAGCCCGAGUUGCUCCCCAAUUUGACUCACAUUACACUCAGAUGUGAGGCAAGCCAGGCGAUUUCGACGCUUCGAAAGCUCCCAAAGCUCCGCUCUGUCUCUUUCUGCCAUAUGGAGCUUCAGACGAGAGUGGCACAUAUCGAGAAAAAAACACUCCCGUGGACCGAACUGACAUACAUACAACACAACUACGCGGUGGGCAUAUCCCUUCUGGGUCUACUUCGCACCACACUCCGUAACCUUUACCUGAACGUCGAUGCUCUACACCUGCGUCACCUUAUGGAGGCAUUGGGGUAUCUCAUUGUUCUCGACGCAGCAUCGCUAUCCCUCGACCUGGGAGAUCUGUCACCACUGCUUCUUCGAUCCUUGUUAGAAGAGACUAUCAAGGAGCGUUCGAAUCUCCGCGAGCUACGCGUGUACUCGUCAUCUGAUCUUGAGACGGAGGACUUUCUAUUCGGUGAUGAUGCCAAAAGGUUUUGGGACUGGCUGCUUUUGCGCACACCAAACACGGAAAAGCUCUCCUUACCUUUUGUGCUCCGGUCGACCAUGGUCACCUUAACAAAUCUCCCAAAACUGCGUCAGUUCUGCUGCGAAUCUGUCAUUCUGUACAAAAUAAGCGAGUUUGAGUGCUGUUCUAUGCUUCAGGACUUGAAUCUAGAAUGUGGAGCCGAAGCACUUCUCAUGCUCUCCUCGGAAACUACGCGCACGUUGGGUAUCACGCUCAGAGAAGCACAUCCCAUAGAAUUUCGGGCAUCCAGAUGGCCAAACUUGAGCGUGCUGAGUCUCCGACUCUUUUUCGAUUUUACUAGCGAGCCGAUUACGUUGGAUUUACCGAGCCUUAGUGAGAUCAACGUGGACGGGACGCUGCAGGUAGCUACUGCAGUGAUCCAUUCCUUGGCUUGCGACCAGAAUAAGGUGCCCUGCUUGGAGAGCUUAUCAUUCACUGGCUCGAAUCCAGAGUUGGACAUUCUCUUCAUCCUUUUGGAACGGAGACUCCUCUCACCCGAUCUGAAACCUUUGGGACGGCUCACGAUAUCCAAGGCCAUCUCUUCUCAUGUAUUAUCACUUUUGGUGGACAGGAUACGGGGACUAUUUACGGCCCGACCAACACUCUUCGAGCUCUCAGUUGAUGCCCGCGCCAGAAAUAUACUCGAUAAUAGGUAA